Messenger RNA from Ziziphus jujuba (common jujube), 2209 nucleotides. Its product is annotated as chaperone protein dnaJ 15. The coding region runs from base 469 to 1710 and encodes 413 amino acids. The transcript has 11 exons. The record is from RefSeq and is a predicted model, not a curated record. Lineage: Eukaryota; Viridiplantae; Streptophyta; Magnoliopsida; Rosales; Rhamnaceae.
AAAAAAAAAAAAACAAAACAAAAACCCCACGAAAAGAAAAAUAAAGGCCCAAGAGCAUUUGGGUCUCAGAAGCGUUUAUUUUCUCUGAGCUAACAAGCGUUCCUCUGUAAAAGAAAUUUCAAAAACCCUAGCUUUUUUGCUUUUUCUUUUUCUUUUUAUUUUCGUUCUCUGUAUAAAUUAGGCCUUGUUUGGAUUAGAUCGUAGAUUUUCAAGACCUUGACUUUGUUCAUUGUAGAUGUUAAUAUUGCUUUUUUAUUGAUAUCCCCAAUAAGAGGAAAGGGAAAAGAUUAAAGCUUGGGGGCGAUCCAAUAAUGCUUUGAAUUGCGCGUCAUUUGGUGAAAAACAUUGCAGAUUUUUCGAAUUUCGAUUUGAUAUUCUUGGUUUGUGGGGUUUCCAUGAUUGGAGAAAUUGGGUUGAUUCAGAGGAUAUUACAGUUUUAGAGAGAGAGAGAGAGAGAGAGAGAGAGAGAUGGGGUUAGGUUCGAAAAUGGAAGGACCUUCUGCCCCGGCAAAUAGGCGAGACCCGUACGAGGUGUUAUCCGUGUCAAGGGAUUCAACUGAUCAGGAAAUUAAAACUGCUUAUAGAAAGCUUGCGCUCAAAUAUCAUCCAGACAAGAAUGCCAGCAACCCUGAAGCUUCAGAACUUUUCAAGGAGGUUGCGUAUUCUUAUAGCAUCUUGUCUGACCCAGAGAAGAGAAGGCAGUAUGACAGUGUGGGGUUUGAGGCUCUUGAUGCUGAAGGCAUGGACAUGGAAAUUGAUUUGUCAAAUCUUGGCACAGUCAAUACAAUGUUUGCAGCUUUAUUCAGCAAGCUGGGUGUUCCUAUCAAGACUACAAUAUCUGCUAAUGUUCUUGAAGACGCUCUCAAUGGGACAGUUACAGUCAGACCGCUUCCUAUUGGAGCAUCAGUUAGUGGAAAGGUGGAUAAGCAAAAUGCUCAUUUCUUUGGUGUUACAAUCAAUGAGCAACAAGCCGAGUGUGGUAUUGUAGUAAGAGUUACUUCAAAUGCACAAAGCAAAUUUAAGUUACUUUAUUUCGAGCAAGAUGUGAAUGGCGGUUAUGGUUUGGCCCUACAGGAAGAUAGUGAGAAGACAGGCAAAGUGACAUCUGCUGGGAUGUAUUUUUUACAUUUUCAAGUGUACAGAAUGGAUUCAACUGUGAAUGCGUUAGCUAUGGCCAAGGAUCCUGAGGCUGCUUUCUUUAAGAGAUUGGAAGGUCUUCAACCUUGUGAGGUCUCAGAACUAAAAGCUGGCACUCAUAUUUUCGCUGUUUAUGGAGAUAAUUUUUUCAAGACUGCCACCUAUACAAUCGAGGCACUUUGUGCAAAGUCAUACGAGGAUACAACAGAGAAGCUUAAAGACAUUGAGGCACAGAUUUUAAGAAAGAGAAAUGAGCUUCGCCAAUUUGAAACAGAGUAUCGGAAGGCAUUGGCACGUUUUCAAGAAGUUACCAACAGAUACACCCAGGAAAAACAGAAUGUAGAUGAGCUGUUGAAACAGCGUGAUACUAUCCACUCUUCAUUCAGUGUCACACGGACCGCCAACAAUGGCAGCAGCAGUAGUUUAAGUAAUGGAAGUAGUAGCAAAAUUCCUGGUGAAGAUUCAAAGGCAGAGAGUCCUUCGGAGGAUGGAGGGUCUGAAGGAAAGGAUAAAUCAACCAAAAAGAAAUGGUUCAAUCUCAACCUCAAAGGAUCAGAUAAAAAGCUUGGUUGAAAAAUUUUUUGGGUAAUUAUUUUCUUAUUAGUCAAGUGGUUUCGAUAUCUAUCCAUACAAAUGCCAGUCCUUUGCCUUUCUACCUGUAGAGGUUUGCAUUGUAUACCUUGUUCAAAUUUUUUCUCUUCUGGGUUGCUGCAAUGUUGUUCGCUGUGGUACUUUUACCGUCUAGUUCUGUAAAACAUGGCAAAAUUACAAGGUAUGUUUGUCAAUAUCUUUCUAUUGAUGUUUCUCGUUGAGCGCUCAUCCUCCAAAUUCAUGUAAACAAUAUUUAGUUUAUGAUGUAAGAAUAGUUUUUAAGCAUUCUUCUUGGUUCUGCCAUGUCUAGUAAUGGUUUGUUACAAUGUAAUUCUGAGAAACAUGGCAAAAAUAUCAAAAAAGAUGUGUAUCAAUAUCUUUUUAUUCCUAGUUUUUGUUUGAACCCAUUUGUAGUUGUUCAUGCUCCAAUAUUUGAACAUACAUUUUUUAAGGUAUAAAAAGAGAUUAAUUUUGUUUGGCA